GUUUGUGAAUUUCCACCAACCCAUUUUUAUGGUUUAUGAUUUUUUUAUUUUAAUCUGUUGAUUUACACAACAUGCCUCGAUGUUUUAACCUGCAUGUCGUCACGUGUAAAAAAAAACAGUUUUAAAUUUUAAUGGCUUUUCAUGCAUAAUUGUUUGCAAGCAAUUUCAGUGUGAGCCGAACUGAAAUAUGUGACAAAGUGGCGGAAAUGCAUGAAAAUGCAUCGGGAUACUCUGGCAGCAUUUUAAUAGGUUGCAGCGCGCCAGCCGACAAGUACAGACAUCAUUCCUCCGCGAGACAAGCGCGUGGACAGACUGCCUUUCCUCUUUAGUUCGCUUUCGCUUUUAUUUUUUCAACAAACACCGGCAUUUUAUUCAGCACAUUAUUAAAGGACCAUGUCCUUUUCUCUUGUUUUGAAAGCCAAGCGUGUAAGUCGGAGAUUUGUGUUCCAGUCUUGAUUAUUUGUCUCGGUUGCUGGAGGUGUUUGUGCAAUUGAAGUGUGUCAUCAUCUGUGCAUUUGUUUCUCUCGUGAACAAGAGCAGAAAGAUGCUCGGGGAUUCAAUCGAGAGAUAAGGCGGCUUUUUCGCAAAGCCAGGACAUUUUCAAUCAUUUUCUUGUGAUAUCGCGCGGUUUUUGGACCUACACUUGGCGCUGCGUUUUUUCCUUCUUCUUUUUUUAUAAGGUUGUACUAUAGACUACAAGCUCUGACGUCUGCAUCAGAUAUUCUCUGCUGCAUUUCUUUAAAUGUGCAUUUUUUCUCCCCAGUGACUCUGAGAGGAAAAUCUCGACCAUCAGCAGUGGGGGAUGCAGAUUUCCUUUGGCUUUUUUUCACCUCCACGCACCCCCAACCUAUACAGCUGAGGGAGGAAAAUAAAUACAAAUAUCAAAUACAGUGGAGCAUCCCCCCCUCUUUGAAGGAGCAUCACUGGAGCCAUGGCUGGUCCACAGCUUUGGACCUGGAAACUGCGACGACAGGUGUAGAAGACGACUGAUUUCCUUCGUUUUUUUUUCUUUUCUUUUCCAUCGUUUUCUUUGGUUUGGGGGUUUCUCCAUGGUUUGCCUCAAGAAGACUUUCAAGCACUUUGGCAGAAGCUGAGAGAGAUGUCUGAUCUUCUGGUGUUGAUCGAGGGGGUCUCUGACCUGCACGGAUUUCCAUAGCUGAAGAAAAACAGCUGGGACCCAUUAAAGAUCCUUUUCAAGCAUCUCGUUUUGCUUUGCAGGGCCAUCACACAUGUGUGCAUCGGUGGUUUGAUCGCAGUCAUUCAUUUGGCCUUUUUUCCUCCCAUACCCUUUUGUUGGAUUCUUUUGAUUGUUAUUAUUUUUAUCACAUCAGUUUGGAGCAAGGCGGUUGGAUUACUGAAAGUGAAUAAACGGAUUUGUGGAAAUGUUGGGUCCUCAAGAAGACAAAUUAUGUGGAAUUGUUUCUGCUCUGGCAGCUUUGUCCUUUGUCUGCUUUGCACAAAGCACCUCCACCGGACAUUCCGGAAUAUCUGUGGCCAAGACGACAGUGGACAAAUUGCUAAAGGGGUAUGACAUCCGUCUCCGGCCUGACUUCGGAGGUCCUCCAGUCAUCGUGGGAAUGAGCAUAAAUAUAGCCAGCAUUGACUCCAUUUCAGAAGUCAACAUGGACUACACCAUCACCAUGUAUUUCCAGCAGAGCUGGAGGGACAAGCGGUUGGCCUACGCUGAGAUGGCUUUGAACCUCACUCUGGACAACCGUGUGGCCGAUCAAUUAUGGCUGCCAGACACCUACUUCCUGAAUGACAAGAAGUCCUUCCUGCACGGCGUGACGGUGAAGAACCGAAUGAUUCGUCUCCACCCAGAUGGCACUGUUCUGUAUGGACUGAGAAUAACCACUACAGCAGCUUGCAUGAUGGAUCUGAGACGAUACCCCCUCGAUGAGCAGAACUGCACCCUGGAGAUUGAGAGCUAUGGAUACACAACAGAUGAUAUUGUGUUCUUCUGGCAAGGAGGGGACAGCGCUGUGACAGGUGUGGACAAACUAGAACUGCCUCAGUUCUCCAUUGUGGAGUUACGUCUUGUGUCCAGAGAAGUGAGGUUUACAACAGGUUCAUACCCACGGCUGUCGUUGAGUUUCCGCAUUAAGAGAAACAUUGGCUACUUCAUCUUGCAGACCUACAUGCCCUCCAUCCUGAUCACAAUCUUGUCCUGGGUCUCCUUCUGGAUCAACUACGAUGCCUCUGCUGCUCGUGUGGCCCUGGGUGUAACUACGGUGCUCACUAUGACAACCAUCAACACCCACCUGAGGGAGACCCUCCCAAAGAUCCCCUACGUGAAAGCCAUCGAUGUCUACCUCAUGGGCUGCUUUGUCUUUGUGUUCCUGGCCCUGCUCGAAUAUGCCUUCGUAAACUACGUGUUCUUUGGACGGGGACCCCAGCAGCAGAAAAAGAUCAACGAGAGGCUGAACAAAGCCAACAACGAACGCCCCCGCUACGAGGAGAAGCGUCUGAGAGAACAGGACUCCAUUUCAGCGCCGUUUCAAAGCAACACCCUCAGGUCAUAUACACAGAGAAGAAAUCUGUAUCUCGAGGAACAAAGAAAAGUCGGGGUGGAUGCUUACGGAAACAUUCUUCUCACCACUUUGGAAAUGAACAACGAGGUGAUGCCGUCCGACGUCGGAAGCAGCGUCAGUGACUCCCGCAAUUCCGUCAUGUCCUUCGACAGCUCCGGGGUGCAGUUUCGCAAGCCCAUGGCUUCGCGGGACGGGUUCAGCCACCACUCGUUGGACCGCAGCGCCAUGCGCAGCCGCGCCAACUGCCGGCUAAGGAGGCGCUCAUCCAAGCUGAAGCUCAAAAUUCCCAACUUGACGGAUGUUAGCACCAUUGACAAGUGGUCCCGGGUCAUUUUUCCUAUCACUUUUGGAUUCUUCAACCUUAUCUACUGGUUGUAUUACGUGAAUUGAUAUGCGUUCCACUAGGAAACAUGGGCCAUAUUUUGAGAGCACAUUGAAUUGGCUUUGAUACAAUUGGAAAAUAUGUGUACACAUAUAUGAAAAGUUGAUACAUAUGUAUAUGCAUAUUUCUAUAUAUUAUAUUUCUAUAUACACAUGCGUGUGUAAAAUCUAAAGGACUUUUCUGGUGUAAAAAAACGUAUUAUAUAGAAUGACUUGAAUGUUUAAGAAUAAUACAAGAGAAACAUUUCAAGUAUUUGAAUUUCUUUUCCUUCUGAAACAAACGACAAACAAACUAACUAACAAACAAACAAACAUCAAUUCCCCGUUCGAGGGUACGGAACAGAAGACUGCAUGAUAUUUUUGCUAAAAGAAAAGAUCGUAAGAUAAAAAGGACACAUCAGAACGUCUCAUCUGCUUUUUAUCGAUACUGUAAUCAGCCUUUCCCAACCGCAGCUCAUGAAAUCAGAAGUGGCUUGUGUGUUUUGGGGUGGCGUCAAACCAGAAGAAUCCCAGAUCUGACCCACCGCUUUCCCCUCCCCAUGGAAUAGACUCACGGAAAAGUCCGUUUCUACACUGUACAGCAACCUCUUUUGGAAUUAUGUGUCAUUCCUUGAUUUUGCAAGCGACAAGCGUUCUCUUUACUGGACCUCAGCUCUGGUCUAUAUGGUUUACAAAGGACGGCUAUCUUGAUUUUAACCAAUGCAUCCUGCCCAGAGUCAGUACGUUUUGGUUUUCUCUCUCUCUCUCUCUUCCCUUUUUUGGCAAUUCUCUUUUCUUUCGAGUUUGGUCUAAAGGUAUAAUCGUAUUUUUGGAGGGCGUCACCCUAACAUGUUUUAGAGGUAGUUCAUUAAUAGAUAAAUAAGCCACUGGUAUGCUUCAUUCAUCUGGAAUUUAAGAAAAUGUAGAAAAAAAUAAGAGUACAUUCAUUCAUUCAUCCAUUCAGUAGCCUUAUUGACAUGGUCAAGUAGUAUUAUUGUUCUUUCUUUACUCUUGUUCCUAGUGCAUUUCAUCUGUUCUAUUGAUACAGCAUCUUGUAGAUCUUUGUGUUGUUUGGAGUGGAAGGGGGAACCCUUAGUGAGCUGUAACGUCUCUUCAGAACUUGGAUUCGAAGUUAGUCCAUCAACUAUGUGAAAAUGUACAAAACAAGGAAAGAAAAGAUUAUUGUGUAUUAAACAGGGGAUGUGACCACGUUUUUAUCUGUUUCAUGUUUAAGUCGAUCAAUCCGACCAUAGUGUGACCUGAUAUUGUAUAUAUUCCGACAUUGUAGUGAUUCAUCCCGAGAACGAUACGCACCGAUGUUUUAAGUUUCUCUAAAAUGUGCCUGUUUGAAACCUGAAGGAUGUGUCCUCAGUUCAUCAAUCGGUGAAAGAGGGUUCGAACGACCCUCGAUCUUUGACCUUUCACUUUAAGCACUGCAGACCCACCCACAGCUCUGAUGUUUUACAUCUUGGGAUUGAAUCUCGCAGAUGAAUUACAUCGGCAUAAUCAGGAAAAAAAGCUUCUGAGUUUUAUCGGGGCAAAAUGACAUGUACUAUAAAAGCCAUGAACUGAAGUGACAACCAAAAAGGCCUAUAAUCCAUUUCUCUUUUUACCAUUUACCUCAGAUUAACCCGACACCACUUUCUUUGGGCUUCGCCUCAUUAUGAUUUACCUCGACAUUUUCCGGGGAGGGUCUGUCACCACGCCACUGUCAUUGAGGUCACCAUUGAGAUCUCAGUCUAUCUGCUGGUCAAUACGACCUCCCUUCCAUCAUUCCCAUCAAUUCAUCUACCGUCCAUUUCAUCCAGACCUCGUCCACGUAGUCUCUAGAUGUCUCAAUGCUCAGAAUAGGUCAGUUGAUGGGAAAAGCGACUCACUGUGAUGUUGGAUCAGUUUUUGAGGAUCUAGAUUAGGGUUUAAUUGCUAGAAAACUGGGCAAGGAGACAUUUAAAGAGCAGGUAUGGUCCAGUGGAGGCUUGGGAACAUGAAAGCCCUAGACUAUGUUGAGUUGGAUAUUAUUGUAGAGGACAUUCUGAGCAGGCCUCAGACCUCAGAGCUCAAGAUAGUCCUCAGGCUCUCGGUUCACAUCGUACUACACCCGACCUUUCGACGGUGGGACAAGAGAAACCGCCAAACCACAGAUCAGUCAUUCAUACAGUAUGAAAGAACAAUGGAAUCAGGGACAACUGACGAUAUAAAAGAUUACGUUACUUGUCAGCAGAUGACUACAGAAGCAUAUUUGAGGGAUUUUCACUUUUUGUGUUUUUUUAUUAUUAUUAUUAUUGUGAGCACGACCAUAACGCCUGUGCAAGGGAGUUGCUACUCUCACGUGCAAAUAGGGAAAUGCACAGAUAUCAAGUGUAGCAAUUUUAAAGGUACGCGUAAAUCUGCACUAAAUGAGGCUGGAGGUCAGAGUGCUUUUUGUGAGCAUUGCUCGAGAUGUUACCAGUGUUACGGUGGUGCCUUGGCCAGUUAUAACUCCCAGUAGGCAUUGAAGAUGCUGCAACGCUUUGCCAUUGAACGUUCAAAGGCAAAGAUUAGUUUAGCCAAGUCAGAAGAAUUAGGUAUCUUGGACUAUUAUAUAACCCAUGUGGUAUAGAUAUGAAUCUAUAAUGUAGACCUGUUAAGCACCCAUUUCAGUCCACCUCUACUAGUGCAGUAUUUUAGUUUAGUUAGCGAUAAUAACAUGACAAUACCCAUUAUGUCAUCAGUUGGUUACAAAGAAAGGCCUUGGAUUUUUUUCAGAGACUGGAGCAAAGAGUUUGCAUCGCCUUUGACAUAAGGGGAUGUCAGAAUAGGCAUGCCUUCUAGGUGGCAUAUGCUUUAUUAAGCGCCAGCUCCUAUUAACUCAUAAGACUGCACAAUAUGACCAUUUAAAGGAUAUCGAUAUAUUUUUCUAUCAGAUAUUUGUGCUCUAUAAAGUUAUCAAUCAGUGUGUAUGUAAGUGCUCUAUUUUUUUCUCUUUGCGCAACUGAUAAUAGAGCAAAAUAAGCAUAUACGGUAUAUAGUGAUCAUAACCUGUGGUUCGGUAUAUUAUCCAUGAGUCUAAUGGAUAAUUAGAAAUCCUUAGAAGUAGUUAGUACAAGGUGUUUCAUAAAUACAGUAUAUGCACGUACAGUAAUUUACCGCCAGUUUGCUCCAUAGCUUGUUUUAGACUACACAAAGUCCCCGGCACUGUACAAUUUUACUCUGUUUAAUGUUCGCAGGGUACGCUGAAACACUACUGCUCCACCAAGAGUCGAGUUUUUAAGUAGAGUAAGGAUUAGCUACAUGCUAAUGCAGUCAUACUGUGCCACUGACACUUGCUGGAUGUCGAAUUCGCUCAAUUUGCUAAAGCGGAUAUUGUGUUGAUCAUAUGUCCAUGUAGCACUCUGUUAGUUCACAGCGAGCUUACACCUAGAAUCAAUUUUUGAUAGGAUUCUGGUUUUUGUGGGCAUUUGUCCCUGCAAGAUUUGCCUUAACGAAAUCACUAAGCAUUUUGUGAAAUAUUUCAGAGCAAUACAAUGCAAACACAUCACAAAGUUUGUGAAAGAGUUAUACUCUUUCAAAUCAAUUCAAGCCUUAAAAUUUGUUUUAGAGCAUUAGGAUUUGAACAUUUGACUUUUGGGGUGCAGUUUAGUUAGGCCUAUUAGUAGUACGUACUUGAGAAAAUAGAGUAACCAGUUCGUUUUUGCAGUUUAAUGAUUCCCACUGCUAAAUCUGCUAAAAAUACAUAUGGGUUUAGAAUAAACUUCAAUUUUUCAGACAUUACAGCUAGAACUACACACACUGUAAAAAAAUGCAGCAUGAAGUCAAUUCAAGCUACUAUCUUAAGUUUUGAACCUUGAUUAGUUGACAUUACUUAUAAAAACAAGUUGAAAUUGUUUAAUAUAAUUUAAUAACAUAAUAACAUAAAAUAUUAUAAAAAUAUACACAUGAUCUCACGGAAAGUCGUCUUAUAGUCACAAAAAAAUUUAAUUAUUUAUGUCCAUGGCACCAAAUUCAGCUUUUUCAUUUUUUUGGUGGCACGGAUUUCUAUAAUUAGUUUUUCGUGUCCAUGGCACGACAUUUUGUCGUGUCAUUUUAUGUAUUGUUUUCUCAUUGUUUUUUCCCUAUUUUUAAAUCAUUGUCGCUUGGGGUUGGGGUUAGAUUUGGGGUUUGGGUUAGGAUGUCUAAAAAUGUAACAAAGCGAUUCUAACCCCAACCCCAAGCGACAAUGGUAGGAAAAUAGGAAAAAACUAUGAGAAAACAAUACAUAAAAUGAAACGAAAAAGAAAAGCGUGCAACUGACAUGAAAAACUAUUUAUGGAAAUUCAUGCGAGUGACACGAAAAAGAGCUGAAUUUCGUGCCAUGGACACAAAUAAAUUAAACUGAUUUUUCGUGACUAUAACAUGACUUUCUGUGAGAUCAGUCUGAAAUAUAGCCAGUGGAUUUGACAUCUAUCUUUACAGUGCAGCAAGCAAUUUAUAUAAGGGACAGUAAGUAGGGUUUUAAGUGUUUUAUUAAUCAAAAUCAAAAUUCUUUAUUCAUAAAUACAACCCCAAAACAGAAAAAGUUGGGACACUGUAGAAAUUGUGAG
Misgurnus anguillicaudatus (oriental weatherfish) is the source of this 7450-nucleotide messenger RNA. It is a transcript of the gene gabrb4, whose product is annotated as gamma-aminobutyric acid type A receptor subunit beta4. Lineage: Eukaryota; Metazoa; Chordata; Actinopteri; Cypriniformes; Cobitidae. Gene Ontology annotation, cellular component: membrane. Gene Ontology annotation, biological process: monoatomic ion transmembrane transport. The record is from RefSeq and is a predicted model, not a curated record. Gene Ontology annotation, molecular function: extracellular ligand-gated monoatomic ion channel activity; GABA-A receptor activity.